Cladocopium goreaui is the source of this 2418-nucleotide messenger RNA. The record is from the annotation of a GenBank genome assembly. NCBI's taxonomy places the organism in Eukaryota, Dinophyceae, Suessiales, Symbiodiniaceae.
AUGGCGACCUGCCUUGGCGUCAGCGCGGCUGACGAGGCGUGGAAGCUGAGGGAUUGGACGUUCGAACUUCCUGCAACUACUUGGGGCUACCGGUGCUGCCUUAUUUGCCGGGAGUCGACGCUGCCGAGCUGUCCUGAAGAUGAUCUGAAGAUGCAGCUGAAUAAAGACUUCUCGUGUGGUGGUCUGGAUCUCGAGAAUCCUCGAUUCUUGGGCGGAGGAGUUCAGGGCGAAGUCUACCAAGCAGAUCUGCCGGGCAAGGGUUUGGUCGCUGUGAAGAUCAGCCGGCGCAACGAUGACUACGCCAAGGGAACAUUUGCUCGAGAGCAGCAGGUGGUGAAGCUGUUGAGCGACGCACAGGUGCCCGGUGUUGAGAGAUGCAUCGCCGCUGGCCCGGUGGUCACACCAGUGGGUCAGCGACAAGGCUUGGUGAUGCAGCCUUGCUUGCCCGCGGGCAAAGUCAUUUCGGUGAAGUCGGGCCGUGGAACACCGCUCUUUUUGGAAGAGGACAAGCGCAUGGAAAAGUUGAUGAAGACUGCUGAGGAAUGGGGCAGGAUCAGAACUUCCUUCCCAACACCAGAGGAUGCAUCCAUGGUGAGCUUUUUCCUGACUGCAAUUUCUGUGAAUCAUAUCUUGUUGGUUUCAAAGGACUUCCACGGGAAUGGCAAAGGUCAGCUCUGCACAGGCGAAUGGCAGGAGGCUUUGCUUCAUUACUAUUCCCUUGCUUCGCCAAGCCCAGCAGAGACCACAGCUGCGGUCGGUGCUUGUGCGCGGCAGCGGCAAUGGCAGAUGGCGCAAGAGGUGCUGUCAUCCGCCCGUGACGAAAAUGGCGAUGGCCAGGACCGUUUCGACAUUGCCAGCUUCAACGCCUGUUUGGGUGCCAUGGCCUGGCCCCAAGCCAUGGCAUGGCUGCAGAAGGUGAGGCAUUGGUCCUUAGACCCCACCAUCGUCAGCUUCAAUGCCACCAUAGAGACCAUGAAGCGGGCCUACGAAUGGUGCAGAGCGGUUGCCUUGCUGUCCGAAGCCACUGGCAGGAGCUUGCAGCCCAACUUGGUGUCCUACGGCACGGCGGUCAGUGCCUGUGUGGCAGCAGCACAGUGGCUGAAGGCUCUGGAGCUGUUCCAUGGCGUUCGAGCCAUCAGGGGCCGCCCACAGCGAGGCCGAGACCACGGCGGCCUCGUGGUGCUCUACAGCGCUGCGGUGCGCGCCUGUGAGACGGCGGCCAAGUGGCCGGAGGCCUUGGAGCUACUGCAGGUCAUCGCCAAAAGCCGAGUGAAGCUGGAUGGAAUCCUGUACAACUCAGUCCUCAGCGCCUGCGACAAGGGUCAUCGAUGGGAGGAGGCUCUGGACACUCUCAGCAGUGCGAAGCAACGCUGCGUCGAGAACAUCGUGAGCUACAGUGCAACCAUGAGUGCCUGUGCAAAAGGCGCUCAGUGGCAAUGGGCUUUGUUUCUCCUGAGUGACUUGCAAGAUGCAAAGUUGUAUCCAAAUCAGGUGACCUAUGCAGCCGCCAUCAGCGCUUGUGAGAAGGGUGAAGGGCGCUGGGCUGAAGCACUCUUCUUGCUGCAAGAAGCGCCGCAACGUGAUAUGGUCACCUCUUCGGCAGCCAUCUCGGCCUGUGAAAAAGCUUCGCAAUGGAUGGUGGCACUGGAGAUGUUUACCACAAUGCCAGAGCAGGACCUGGUCGCAUACAAUGCCACAGCUAGCGCGUGUGCUAAAGCACAGCAAUGGUCGCAGGCGCUGCUUUUGCUGAAUCAAGCAGAGGAGAAGCAGCUUCAGCCCACUGUGACCAGCUAUGGUACAGUGAUCAGCAGCUUCGAAGAGAGCGCUCGUUGGCCAAAUGCCAUGGACCUGUUGUGGCGAAUGCGAGCUGGCUUGCUACAACCCAAUAUCGUCGCCUUCGGCUCGUGUGUGGAGGUGUGCUGCAGGAGCUUGCGCUGGAACCAGGCGCUGCAGCUGCUUGGCGAGAUGGAGGUGGCCCAGCUGCGUCCCAAUCUCAUUGUGGCCAGCUCUCUGGUCGCCGUGCUGCAAUCGACCCAGGGACCUGCUUUAAAGGCAGUGCUUGAACAUCUCCGGCGUGCAGUGUAUGUCGAGGAUGACAGGCAUGAACCAGUGCUUUGCGCUUUGGGCGACCUGGAUGAUGUUUUAGGUGCCCCAGAAGAGCUGAUGAUUCGACGGAAGGUGCUGGAGCCAGUCUGCGUCCUAUUCUGCACCGUCUGCCUCAGGGCUGACGUCGCAGCUGGCAGCGGCAAUGCAACAAACGUGACGGGAUUUGGUGUUUCUCAUGCCCGUGGUGCUUUGAAUUUGCUGGGAAUGCGAUGGGCUGGUGGCCGCCCAAGGGUCGGCAGUGGACAAAAACUGCCGAACGGUUCCGGUCACAUGAUACUGCCCCCGGCCCCAAACCAUGAACCCCAAAGAUAA